AUGGAGACAACUAAAUUUCCCAUCCGUUUUUAUGAGAAGAUGGAUAAGUUGAAUCGAGAUUUCCUAUGGGGAGACACUGAGGCUAAGAAGAAUGUUCACUUAGUCAAUUGGGAUACUGUUUGUCAGCCUAAGUCCAUUACAGGCCUUGGUAUUAAGAAAACUUCUGAGAUGAAUCAAGCUAUGUUGGCUAAGCUCAGUUGGAGAUUUAUGCAAAAGGAUGCUGUUUUGUGGGCUAAUAUGUUUCAGGAGAAAUAUUUAAAGGAUAUGGACAUCACUGAUCAUGAUUUUUGUGCUCAUUCUGAUUGCUCUUCAGUUUGGAGAAGUAUUUUUCAUAGUGCUCAUUUAUUUAGGAAAAAUCUGAAGUGGAGAGUGGGGAAUGGUAAAAAGAUUAAUUUCUGGCAUGAUGUGUGGGUUAGUUCUCUAUCUCUUAUUGAUUGUGCUCUUUCUUAUGCUUCUAUUGAUCAUAAUGCUCUGUUUGCUUACAACUCUCUUUUUGAGAUAAAUGACGCUAAAACCCCUUUUUGGAGAUUUGUUUGGAAGAUGAAAGUCAUCUUCACAUUUUUAGAGACUGUUGCAGAUCUAAGGCUAUUUGGAAUGCUCAUUGCCAAACAUUACAUUGGAAAUGUUGAAAUUGGGUCUGACUCUGCCAUUCUUAUCCAACUUAUGCAAAUGGAUAACACUUCUAUGCAUCUUCUUGGGUCCCUGCUUGCUAGUUGUGCUUUUAUGAUUUCUAAACUACAGAGUGUGAAACUCUCUCAUAUUUUUAGAAAAUGUAAUAUAGUUGCUGAUACAUUGGCCAAAAAAAAUAUUUCUCAUGAGUUGGGGCUGAUUGAGUUUGUUGAUCCCCCUGCAUAUCCUGCGCAGGCUUUCUUGGACGAUCUGGCCAGUGUUGCUAGAUGUAGGUGCACAUGA
This is a messenger RNA of Argentina anserina (silverweed cinquefoil), 912 nucleotides long. RefSeq lists its product as uncharacterized. The coding region runs from base 1 to 912 and encodes 303 amino acids. NCBI's taxonomy places the organism in Eukaryota, Viridiplantae, Streptophyta, Magnoliopsida, Rosales, Rosaceae. The record is from RefSeq and is a predicted model, not a curated record. Gene Ontology annotation, molecular function: RNA-DNA hybrid ribonuclease activity; nucleic acid binding. The transcript is spliced from 4 exons.